GAACUUGAAAAGUACGUGAGCAUGGCCUUCGACGGUUCCAUGCUUCCUAGUUUUAAAAGGUCAGGCAUGCGCCAUGUAAAAGCCCCAGUUUCGUCUCAUGUUGUGAUACAAUGGAAAGGUGAGACGGAAAGUAUCCCAAAACAUACAUCAGCUGUUUGUCAAAGAAAAAUUAUCAGUGGCCCCAUUCAGCGCAGAGCACCAGUAGAAUGCCCGUAGGUUCUGGAUACGUUGGAUGUCUGAACGGACAUCGGGAAUUUCAGAAGCAGUUCAACUUAUGCAUUCUCUCGAACGAGUGCCAGUGAACAGCAUCAGCAUCAGCGUGAAACAGCAGUGACGAGCGAAGCUGUCUUGUACAUUAUUUCUAUAUGCUGCAUCCAAACCUAUUUUCAAGUGACAAAUAUUUAAAUGGGUAUUGAGGAACUUAUAACAUGGUAUCAGAAGAAGAUUGGGACAUAUGAUAAGCAGCCAUGGGAGAAAACAGUGGAGCAGAGCAUUUUGCAUGGACUCAAUCACAUCCAGCUGAAGACAGCCAAACCAAAAACUGACUUGAUUGAUCUUGACUUAGUCAGAGGUUCCUCAUUUACCAAAACCAAACCUAAGCAUGGGUUCAUCACAGUGGUCCGUCUAUCCAUCUGCAGGUUCUUCCUGCUCCCAUUGUACUCGAAAUGGUGGAUACAACAAACGUCCACCAGGAUAUUUGGGGUUCUUCUGAUGCUUUACUUCUUGCAGCUUGUGACUUUAGCUUUGUACUCCUACAACAUAACUCCAAAUGCACAGAACGGUCUUACUUCAGAAUUGAUAGUUCCUAUGGGGAUGAUGUGGGCGAUGAGUUUCAUUAUCUCGCAAAUCGUGGCGACAAGUCCGAACGGACCCGACAACUUGAAGCGUAAGAUAACGAAGUAUCGGAAGAGCUACAACAGGCGGAAGAGGAGAGUGCGCAAGAUGGACAAAGCGAACGAGUUGGAUCGCAGCUGGAAGGGUAAAGGUCCAAACUCGCCGAGGAGCAGUAGCGUUAUUUUCGAGGAGGGAAGUCCGGAGCAAAAGCGGUGCGAUGAUGAUGGUUUCGAGAGCUUGAACGGAAACGGUUCAAGUCCGAGCAAUAACGGAGAAGUACACGAGGAGGAAAAGAGUACCAGCACUUCCGGGUUGAGGGUCAACGAGUGGGUGAAGAGCGUCCAAGGAAUUACGCUUAAGCGAAGGCAGUCCGCUCCGGAUUUGAGAUCCAAGCGUUAUUUUCAUGAAUCAGACUCGGACUCGUUUCCGCACAACAGCCUUCAGAGAUUAACAAUACCGACCGUAAUCAAAUUAUCGGCAGAGAGUAACGGGGAAACCGAUGAGGAAGGAGAAUGCGAGACUUUAUCUUCACCUGAGACCGUUGGAAGUGGAGCUAUAGAUGCCCACACAUCUGCAAACGAGUGGAUUGUUAUUACGACCAACAGCGAGGAUUGCAGCUACAGCUCGGAAAUGUCCGAAUCGGAUCACCAAUUGGAUAGCUACGACAUCGACGCUCCGCCCACUUACAUCUUGAACCAUAAUUGCGGUCCUAGCGAUCGAGUAAGUUGCACGAUUUGGGAUAAACGUGAAACCAAGAAGGCGGAUUUGUCGGUAAUUGAAAUCAGUUCGGUGAUAAUUGCCCGAGUGGAAAGUAUGCCCGAGAGCAAAUACUACUUCUACAUCGGCAUCUUCUUCUCGAUCCUAUUAGCGUCGUUACCGAUCUUGAGCAGACUAUUUAACUCUAUGAAUCUUACGUCAGACGAGGAUGAGCUGCAGCUCACGCUCAUCCAACUAAUAAACAAGGUACACGUCAAGUUCGGUGAAUCUUUCGGUGACAUUCUUGACUCGUGCUUGGGCACCGUCCUCUGGGAAAGGGUGUUGCUUAUGAUCGCCGUCAUACAAAGAGGAAUACUCGGUUUCCUCCUUUUCUUCCUUCUAGCAGUGGCCGAGCGUACCUUCAAACAACGAUUCUUGUACGCCAAACUAUUUACCCAUCUGACAUCGUUCCGGAGAGCCAGAAAAUCGGAGCUUCCCCAUUUCCGGUUACACAAGGUACGAAAUAUCAAGACUUGGUUAUCGGUACGUUCGUACCUGAAGAAACGCGGACCGCAGCGUUCAGUGGACGUAAUAGUUUCAGCCUCUUUCAUUGUGAUGUUGCUACUGCUUUCCUUCCUCUGUGUCGAAUUGCUGCAAGAAUCGUUCACUUUGAAUUCCCAUUAUAAUAUGGAAAUCAUGAUUUGGGUUCUCGGAUUGGGAAUAUUCAUAAUGCGAUACAUGACUCUAGGAGUGAAGAUCAACAAAAAGUACAGGAAUCUCUCCGUGCUCAUCACAGAACAAAUCAAUCUUUACUUGCAAAUAGAGAAAAAGCCUCACAAGAAGGAAGAGCUGAUGGUAGCCAACAGCGUUCUCAAAUUAGCAGCUGAUCUCUUAAAGGAGUUGGAAAGCCAAUUCAAAAUAUUAGGCUUAUCGGCUAAUCCCCUACUGUACAACAUUACAAAGUUUGUGAUACUCUCCGCCUUAUCGGGUGUCCUCUCGGAGAUACUAGGCUUCAAAUUGAAGCUGCAUAAGAUUAAAAUCAAGUGAAGAAUUUUGAUUUUAAAGUUGUGAUAGUAUACGUAAAAUAAAAUGAAAGCAUCUACAUAGUGUACAACAGGGUUCAUUUUGUAGCAAAAAUAUUCUCAGUCUGAACUUCGUUAUAUGCUUAGCCGCAGUUAAUCUCAAUGAUGUUUCAAUUUAGGUUGAAUACCAAAUCAAUAUAGAUCUGUGACAUUAACUAGAAA
This is a messenger RNA of Nicrophorus vespilloides, 2774 nucleotides long. It is a transcript of the gene phtf, whose product is annotated as putative homeodomain transcription factor. The coding region runs from base 406 to 2577 and encodes 723 amino acids. The record is from RefSeq and is a predicted model, not a curated record. The transcript is spliced from 8 exons. Lineage: Eukaryota; Metazoa; Arthropoda; Insecta; Coleoptera; Silphidae. Gene Ontology annotation, cellular component: endoplasmic reticulum.